AGAUGACGCAGCACGAAUACGGUCGCGCUCUGGAUGCCACACAUGUCGAUUACGAAAAGUACGAUGCAAGGCCCGUUCUGGAUCUCUGGAGGAUGCUCGGAAACAAGCCUCUAUAUGCUCCAAUUGCAACCGGCUAGGGCUUAGCUGCCGGUGGCAGCCCCCAGCUCCGGGCGAGAGAUUCUCCCCUCCGCCAAAAAGGAGACACAUGAUCGGACGGCGUGUCUCGCGUCGUGCAGAAAAAGACAAGUCUUGUUCGCCAUCUCUAUCUACACAAUUUUUGAAAGAUGAUGCUGCUGCCCAUACUCUGGAAAAGAAUGACAGUCUCUCUGUCUUCAAAGAGCAAACAGACCAGACCGGAACUCCUCUCUCAGACCAGAGCAAUAAUGCCUCGAGCCAGCCACAGAGUGACCCCUUUGAGCUACUCGAGGGCACUCAAUUUUAUUUCGACGCCGGUCUGGAUUACAGGUCUCUGGAACUAGAUCUCUCUGGUGAAGGUCUGGACCUCAUUCCCUUGCCAGUUGUUCCUCCCUCUGCGCUGCACAGGCCGAACGAUGCGCAAGCAUUCGUCAUGAAUGAUGCGUUUUCUUUAGAGGAAAUUAGUAAUGACGUUUGGCAAACUGGAGAGCUGUCAACAGACUCAGAAGAGCCAAUGCUCCACGCUGCAAAAGCCAGAGGCCCCUCAGUGAACGAAGACAACAGGCAGUUGAUUCAGCAUUACUUGGAGGUCAUGAAAGGAUAUGCCAAAGUGGACGAUCGUUCCAAAGACACAAAUAAUCUCUUCAUAUCGGCCUUUUCAAAAUCUUUAUCCUUUCCACCACUAUUUUAUGCCAUUCUGUCAUUCUCAGCUUCUCAUCUCUCUAUGGAGACUCCUACCUACUGCGACCAAGCAAAGGUUUACGACCGUCUGGCACACGAGUCGUUUAACCAGUUCAGACAUGAUGAGAGCAGCACUAUGGACGGGUUGCUCUCAGCUCUCUUCGUCAGAGUCAAACAAAUACACGUAACGGCUGGAAGCAUCGACACCUUUUUCGAGCUCAUUGCCGCUGCCAUCGACAUUGUUCGUACCGAAGAAGUUGAAAAGGCGCUUGCAGAUUCAUCUAGUCUAAUCAGACGUAUUGUCAUACGCCUGGCUAUUUUGGAUGCGCGAGCAUCCCACUAUGGGCUAGGUGGUGGGCAGCUCGUCCAGCAUCUCCAGAAUAUUCCCACAAUAUCCUCCAUUUUUAAAGGGGAGAUUGGACAAACUGCAAUAGUUGGUGAUGUGAGCAGCCUCCUUCGAGCCGAUUCUUUCCGCAUGCAUGUCGCAAAGCUUGAUAUGAGGAUACAAGAACAGCUCAGAAAUGAGUUUGCAUCUCUUACCCCAGUACGAACAGAAGAGAUCAAAUCACUAUACAAGUCUAUCCAGCGACAGGCUGAUCUAUGGGAAGCAGAAAUUGUAGAGGAUAGCGAAGAAGACGAUAUAGAAGACGUAGUUGAGGAGGAACAGCUCAGCUCUGCCACAUAUGGUCGAUUUACCGUCUUAUCAGCUCUACACUCGGCUCUGCUAUAUCUCUAUACGGUAUAUCCGCUGCCUUCGUUUGAUCCCGAAGCUUCCGUUUCUAGGAUACUUCAUUACCAUCUUAAGAUUCGAUACGAUCCGUCGAGAAGUAAUUCUCCUUCUUCGAUACUGCCAUCUUCAUUGUUCCUUGCCGGGAUUUGUACCGGUGACCCAAUUCGUCGAGAUUGGGUGAUUGAACGUUUUCGAGAGGGUGAAGCUUGGGGUGUCUAUAUUCGAAAAGCAAGAGAACUUCUUCAAGCAAUUGUUAAGGUACGCAAAAAGGGAGGCAAUGCUGAUGUUCGCAGCGUGAUGGACCAAGUAACUGGGAGGUUUAUUAUUUGACCUAAUGGUCAGGUAUAUUUCAUAUGGCCACGUAAUACAAUAAUAUGCCUGAUUUAUC
Trichoderma harzianum CBS 226.95 is the source of this 1934-nucleotide messenger RNA. RefSeq lists its product as hypothetical. The transcript has 3 exons. Bases 206 to 1876 code for a protein of 556 amino acids. The record is from RefSeq and is a predicted model, not a curated record. NCBI's taxonomy places the organism in Eukaryota, Fungi, Ascomycota, Sordariomycetes, Hypocreales, Hypocreaceae.